UUAACAAUAGAUGUUCCCUCUUGGCAAUUUAAGUAUAUAAAGUAAAUUAUCUAUCCUUACCUUACCUUACGGACAGGCAAUUCUUCAAUAGGCUUGUAAAUCUGUCCAAAGAAUCUCCAAUCUCCUCCACCUCAAAUGCAGGUAUAUUUAGAAAUGUCAAUAUAUAUAUAACUAUUAUUGUUAUUACUCGGUCGGAACCUUUGAGAUAAUAAUCCCAACAAGAUUAACAAGCUAGUAAAAAUAAUUGGACAUGGAAUCGGUUGCAUCGUCUACAGAUCAUGAUGAGCAUGUUGGUGGUGGUGGUGGUGGCGGCGGCGGCGAAGGAGGCAGCGGUCUUAGAAAGGCGGUGGUGGACAGGCUUGUCCGAGCUCUGGACCACCCUUUGAGACUUCUGGAUCGAUCAAGCGAAUCGGAAUUCAGUGUCUUGGGAUCGACAGGAAACGUAUACACAGUGUGUCUGUCGACAACUCCAUCGUGCACAUGCCCAGACCGAACAGUCCCUUGUAAGCACAUUUAUUUUAUCCUAAUCCGAGUGUUGGGAGUCCCUAUGGAUGAUUCCAGCAUCAGGAGGAAGACUCUGAGGCCGUGUCAGCUCAACCGGCUGCUUAGACUCCCAGUCUCCCAGGACUCUCUAGCCGGGGCCACCCUUCGCCAGAGAUUCCACCAGUUGCUGCAGCAAAAACAGGGCCCAUCCCUCGACAGAGAUCAUUAUAAUUAUUAUGAUGAGGAGUUAGAGAAAGGGACAAUUUGUCCGGUUUGUUUGGAAGAAAUUUUACUACUGGGAAGGGAAGAUGAUCCGAAAUUGUUGGCGUGCAGUACAUGUAGGAAUUUUAUCCACGAGGAGUGUCUGCAGGAGUGGAAGAUCAGGAGUUGUACUGGACGGAGGAGAGGAGCAGCAGCUACAUGUGUCGUUUGCAGGGCCAGAUGGAGGACUCCUCCUGCGGCCAGUUCCUCAACCUACAUCAACCUUAAUUAGCUGUUAUUUUCAUUUCUUCUUCUUCUUCUUCUUCUGUAAUUUGUUGCUUUUAUAUGUAGUAAUAUAAAUGUAUCUGAUUUACUAAUUAAUAAAGAUUAUAUUAAAUUA
Impatiens glandulifera is the source of this 1084-nucleotide messenger RNA. RefSeq names its product mitogen-activated protein kinase kinase kinase 1. Bases 251 to 976 code for a protein of 241 amino acids. NCBI's taxonomy places the organism in Eukaryota, Viridiplantae, Streptophyta, Magnoliopsida, Ericales, Balsaminaceae. The transcript has a single exon. Gene Ontology annotation, molecular function: ubiquitin protein ligase activity; zinc ion binding. The record is from RefSeq and is a predicted model, not a curated record.